Messenger RNA from Hemiscyllium ocellatum (epaulette shark), 1318 nucleotides. RefSeq names its product spermatogenesis associated 4 (gene spata4). The coding region runs from base 1 to 1308 and encodes 435 amino acids. Gene Ontology annotation, cellular component: axoneme. Gene Ontology annotation, biological process: regulation of cytoskeleton organization. The transcript has 6 exons. NCBI's taxonomy places the organism in Eukaryota, Metazoa, Chordata, Chondrichthyes, Orectolobiformes, Hemiscylliidae. The record is from RefSeq and is a predicted model, not a curated record. Gene Ontology annotation, molecular function: microtubule binding.
AUGUCAAUCAAAUACCUCACCUUCCACACGUGGGGGCUUCCAGAGCAGGAGGGAGAAGGGGCGGAGCUAGUCUGCGCCCCGCCCAAGGACCCCACAGGGAUUCCUUGCUCCACCUCCAGUCGCCAUGGGAACUCUUUGCCCCGCCCCUUGGACGCCGUGGUGAGACAUUGCCCCGCCCCAUUGUCACCAUGGCGACUCCUCUCGCCCCACGGUCGCCAUGGGGACACCUUGCCCCGCCCACGUCGCCUGAGGCUCCGCCUUGUAACGUCAUUGGUACUCCCUCCACAAACUCUGCCCGGUUGCUACGGAAACCCCAGGCCCCGCCCUCCGGCUUUCACCAUGGAGACAGGUAACGCGGCCUCCGCCUCGCGCACCAACGGCUCCAUCCUCGGGAUGAACGCUCUCCCGCCACUGCCCCCCGGCAGCUCCCAGUGCUGGAUCCCCGAGCCUGCAGGACGGCCCCCUACCCUCGCCCCGGUGCCCCGGCCGGCCGCCGAAACCAGGAGCGCCUUCGCCCCGGUUCCGGCCCGAGCUGGACUCACCCGAGAGGUCAUCAAGUGGCUGCAGAGUCUCGACCUGAAGUUCCCGUUCAAACACGUCAGGAAAGCCUUUUCUAAUGGUUAUCUUGUGGCUGAAAUCUUCUCCUGGUACUAUCCUCAAGAUAUUGACAUCAAAGUUUUCAACAAUGGCGUCUCAUUCCCUUCUAAGCUGAAGAACUGGUCACAGCUAGAGCAUUUUUUUUUCAGGAAAACGUUGAACAUUCCCAAGGAACUAAUUUAUGCUACAAUGCAUUCCAAGCCUGGUGGAGCUGAGUAUUUGAUACAACAUAUAUACACCUUACUGACAAACAGGCAAGCAAAGCUCAUCCUUGAUGAUGAAAUGAACUUUAUGGACAAUGGCUACCAGCUAAAGCUGCCUUUGAUUGCCCGGGCAACUGCCACCAAUGCUAUUCGCACCAACUUGACAUUAACUGAGCUACUGGAAAACCCUGACAUCUUCACAUGCAGUCAGAAAGCUCUGGAUAUUGUCAACAUGCAUUUGCAACACAGACAACUAGCAAGGCUAGAACAUCCAAAACGCUAUAAUUUGAAGCCCACGUUGGGGGAGAAAGCAACCAGACUUCCACUCCCUCAAUAUCAGUAUGAGUGUUUGUAUCCUGACAGCAAAAGAACAGAAAUGGCCGAAUCAAAAAUUACCCCACCAGAAAUUCGGAGUAAGAGUAAUGUUCUUUUCAAGGAGAUCAAUGUGAAACAAGUGGUUAGAGAUUCACAGUCACUGUCUGCAAAUCAUCAAAAUUGCAAGUUUUGACAGUAAAGAG